This is a messenger RNA of Metopolophium dirhodum (rose-grain aphid), 817 nucleotides long. RefSeq names its product dynein light chain roadblock-type 2-like. The transcript is spliced from 4 exons. Gene Ontology annotation, cellular component: cytoplasm; cytoplasmic dynein complex; centrosome. Gene Ontology annotation, biological process: microtubule-based movement. The record is from RefSeq and is a predicted model, not a curated record. Bases 435 to 743 code for a protein of 102 amino acids. Lineage: Eukaryota; Metazoa; Arthropoda; Insecta; Hemiptera; Aphididae. Gene Ontology annotation, molecular function: dynein intermediate chain binding.
CCGCUGGGUACUCCGUGUCAUUAUUAUUAUGUUUUUUUUUUUUUUAUGAAUAUUAAGGCUCUCUAUUCUCUAGGUAUUAGAAUCAUCGUGUCACGUCGAUCCGUGGCUGGCUGGUAGUAAAGACUCCAGGUCAUAGAAUUAUAGAAAUUAAUACGAAUACGCUGGUCGAAUUCAAUAAUAUAAUAUUGAGAUAUUCGAUCGCCGCUUUAUGUACGCAGCUGCUGUGGUGUAAACAGUAUAAAAUAUUACGCACUAUAUAAUUAGGUACCCGAGUUUACUUCUGUACAUCGUUUAAUCGUUCAGCCGUCCAGUCGGCGAAUUCAAUACCUACCCAACACGUUCUGAUUUUUACCAAAAUAAGCCGCGGGCUAUAUAAUUUACAUAUUAUAUAAAUUAGAUAUACCUGCCGGUAUAUAAUAUUAUUAUAAAACGAAAUGGCUACUCAGAUAGAAGAAACUCUGAAGAGAAUUCAGACCAGUGACGGUGUCAUCGGAUUCGUAAUAGUAAACAACGCUGGCAUUCCGAUUAAAUCCAACAUGGACGAUGCAAUGUCCGUCCGGUACGCUGGAUUAGUCCAGCAGCUAACCUCGACAUCACAGGUAGCGAUCAAAAAAGACGACCCGACCGAUAAACUGACGUACCUGCGGUUGCGUACCAAAAAUAACGAAAUCUUGGUUAUACCAGAUAAACAUUAUACCAUGGUGGUAAUUCAAAAACCGACUGGCUCUAGAUCACCAAUGUAAAAUUGGCUACAAAAAUUUGCUAUAUUAAUGUUUAUAAUAUGUAUAUAAUUAAACAAUUUAAUAAUAUAAUAAAA